GAGACUAGUCAACCCUCGACCAACAUGCGGCACCAUAUUCCCAAGGAGCAGAAGAUACUAACGUAUGAAUUGUCUUGCAUCCAUGGCCUCUCAGACAGACAUGUUAGCCAUUACCUAGGAAUCAGUCAACGGACCAUCAGGCGCAUCCGGAAGACCUUCCGGGACACUGGUGAAGUGGGACACCAACUAGCUUGUCAAGGACGGCCUUGUGCCCUUGAUGGCUUGGAAUUCCUUGAAGGCUGCAUUGAAAGACAGCCUGAUAUGAUCCUCUCAGAGUUUCUAGAUUCCAUUUUUUUCUUUGGCGAGCACUCCACCGAAUAGUCUACACCAAUUUUUUCAAAGACUUGGCUAUCACACUUAUCACACCAGCCACACUCGGUACUGAGCCAAAUAUUCUAGUCUCCCUAAAUUUCAGAUUUACUACAUUUUAAGCUCAUUUGUAGUUUUGCUCUGUACACUAACUCAUUGGACAGGUCUAUCGUUAUGAAAUCAGCUGUAGCUGUAAG
Molecule: messenger RNA, 506 nt
Organism: Serpula lacrymans var. lacrymans S7.9
Lineage: Eukaryota; Fungi; Basidiomycota; Agaricomycetes; Boletales; Serpulaceae
Exons: 2
Coding region: 25-321 (98 amino acids)
Source: RefSeq, a predicted model, not a curated record